AUGUCGCACGAUUAUUGCCAUAAAGACAAGUAUCUGUCAGAUCAGCUCAGCGGUUCAUCUCACAUGGAUGUCUCUGGAGUAGCGCCUCCACUGGCCGUGUUGUGCGGCGGCGAGGCGUACGGCAUCGACGCGUUGUUCUCGGUCGGAUUCAACGAUGACAAGAAUAUCGCGCAGCGGCUGUCCGACAAGACGGGGACGGGGUUCGUGAACCAGCGUGAUGCGAGAGCGUGA
Anthostomella pinea is the source of this 231-nucleotide messenger RNA. The record is from the annotation of a GenBank genome assembly. Lineage: Eukaryota; Fungi; Ascomycota; Sordariomycetes; Xylariales; Xylariaceae.